UUCUGGGCGGUCCCUCCAGUCCCCCAAAAAUGUGGGAUCAGCUGGGAGGAUGGAGGUUAUCGAGAUCGAUGAAAAAAGCCCCAAAAAGUGGAACAAGUGUGACAAUGUCUCUGUAAUUCAGAAUUAUCGAAGUGUUGACUCUUCCUUAACGUAUGAUGAUUUUUUUUCCGAGCAUCUUCUGCCAAAUUUGCCUUGUGUCAUUCAAUCGGGAAUUACUAAUGAGUGGCCGUGUGCGCAACAGUGGCGAGUCGAUGGAGCGCCAAAUUUUAAAUGUCUGAAACAAUUAUACGGAGAAUCCAAAGUACCUGUAGCUAACUGUGGCAUAAAAUAUUACAAUGCUCAAUUAAAGGAGACAAUGAAAAUAGAGAAAUUCGUAGAUUAUUGGCAGGAGUAUAGGAACAAUAAUUACCCCUGUGAGAUGCCCCUGUUGUACUUGAAGGACUGGCACUGCCUGAGAGAUCAUCCCAAUGCCAAGAUCUACAAGGUGCCCAAGUACUUCGGCUCUGAUUGGCUUAAUGAAUACUACCUCGCUCAUCCUCAACUCGAGGAUGAUUACAUGUUCAUUUAUAUGGGGCCUAAAGGAUCUUGGACGCCUCUGCACGUCGACGUAUUCGCAUCAUACAGCUGGUCUGCCAACAUAGUAGGAAAGAAACGUUGGCUGCUGUUCCCUCCAGGCGAGGAAGACAAUCUUUGUGAUGCUCGUGGACACCUACCCUAUGACAUCGCCUCCCCAGACAAUAACUUACCCUUAAACCAAUCGAAUAAGUCAUUAGAAAUAGUUCAGGGACCUGGAGAAAUUGUGUUCGUACCUUCCGGAUGGCAUCACCAAGUUUGGAACCUGGAAGACACAAUUUCGAUAAAUCACAACUGGAUAAACGGCUGUAACAUAUGGAACAUCUGGCGGGAAUUGAAGAAGGCACUAGUAGCUGUAAUGAAGGAAAUCGACGACUGCAGCAACAUGGACAACUGGCCCUCGCAAUGCCAGUUGAUUCUGAAGGCAUCACACGGCAUGGACUACACUCAAUUCUACCAGUUUCUGUCUUUCAUAAUCGAGAGACGUCUGGACGCCCUGAAGACCCGAAAAUCCUGCGUCAGCUUCGACACCUGGCAGCUGGGGGUGAAUCACACUCUGUUCGACGUGCAUCGAGCCAAGUCUGUGCUAAUUAGUUUAAUGAAGGACGCGAAGGAGAAGAACAUAUGUGAUGUUAUUUUUUCCGAUGGAAAAGUCGAGCAGUUGGUUCAGCGCAUCGAAGCUACACUUAAAUGUACAGAGAGUAUGAAAAUCGCCUAAAUAAAAUAUUUUAUUCUGUA
Messenger RNA from Diachasma alloeum, 1311 nucleotides. RefSeq names its product 2-oxoglutarate and iron-dependent oxygenase JMJD4 (gene JMJD4). Gene Ontology annotation, cellular component: nucleus; cytoplasm. NCBI's taxonomy places the organism in Eukaryota, Metazoa, Arthropoda, Insecta, Hymenoptera, Braconidae. Bases 50 to 1291 code for a protein of 413 amino acids. The record is from RefSeq and is a predicted model, not a curated record. The transcript has 4 exons. Gene Ontology annotation, molecular function: histone H4R3 demethylase activity; sequence-specific DNA binding. Gene Ontology annotation, biological process: protein hydroxylation; negative regulation of gene expression; positive regulation of translational termination.